Molecule: messenger RNA, 1146 nt
Organism: Penicillium bovifimosum
Lineage: Eukaryota; Fungi; Ascomycota; Eurotiomycetes; Eurotiales; Aspergillaceae
Product: putative UV excision repair protein (RadW)
Exons: 7
Coding region: 1-1146 (381 amino acids)
Biological process (GO): nucleotide-excision repair; proteasome-mediated ubiquitin-dependent protein catabolic process
Cellular component (GO): cytosol; nucleoplasm
Molecular function (GO): damaged DNA binding; ubiquitin binding; polyubiquitin modification-dependent protein binding
Source: RefSeq, a predicted model, not a curated record
AUGAAGCUCACGUUCAAGGACCUGAAGCAGGAGAAGUUCGUCAUCGAUGUCGAGCCUUCUGAAACAGUUCGCGAGGUCAAGGUCAAAAUUGCCCAAGAGAAGGGCGAAUAUGAGGCAGAGCGCAUGAAGGUCAUCUAUUCUGGAAAGAUUCUUCAAGACGAUAAGACGGUUGAGUCCUACAACAUCCAAGAAAAGGACUUCCUAGUGUGCUUGCCUGGAAAGCAACCCAAGGCCGCCCCCGCCCCGGCUGCCGCUCCCCAAGUUCCCUCGACCCCAGCUGCCCGAGCUCCUGUGGCGACCCCCGCUCCUCCUCCCGCCCCCCAGGCCGCUGCUGCUGCUCCCCCAGCUGCUGCUCCUGCGACUCCCUCCCCAGCCGGCGCCGCUCCCAGUGGCCCUGCCUUCGGAGAUCCUUCCGCUCUCGCCAUGGGAUCUGCUGCCGAGGGCGCAGUUGUCCAGAUGGAGGCUAUGGGUUUCGCACGCACCGAUAUCGACCGUGCUAUGCGCGCCGCUUUCUACAACCCCGACCGUGCUAUCGAAUAUCUUUUGACCGGUAUCCCCGAGAACAUUCAGGAACAACAGCAGCAACAGCAACAGCAACAACAACAAGCCGCUGAGCCUGCCCCUACUGGCGCUGCCCCUGCUGCUGCUCCUACUGGUGGUGAUGAGCCCCUGAACCUUUUCGAAGCCGCUGCCCAAGCUGGCGGUGAAGGCGGUGGUCGUCCUCGUGGCGCCGGCGCUGGUGCCGGUGCUGGUGCCGCUGGUGGCGAAGCUCUCGGCAGCCUCGACUUCCUCCGCAGCAACCCUCAUUUCCAGCAGCUCCGUCAGCUUGUCCAGCAACAGCCUCACAUGCUCGAGCCUAUCCUGCAACAGGUCGCCGCCGGGAAUCCCCAGAUUGCUUCCAUCAUCGGACAGAACUCCGAUCAGUUCUUGCAGCUUCUGGGUGAGGAACUGGAGGAUGAGGAGGGUGCUCUGCCCCCUGGUGCACAGGCUAUCUCGGUCACGGAAGAGGAGCGCGAUGCUAUUGAGCGUCUGUGCCGUCUGGGCUUCCCCCGUGACUCGGUCAUCCAAGCCUAUUUCGCCUGCGACAAGAACGAGGAACUGGCAGCAAACUUCCUCUUCGACCAGCCGGAUGAGGAUGAGGAGUAA